This is a messenger RNA of Eupeodes corollae, 1478 nucleotides long. RefSeq names its product leucine-rich repeat protein 1 (gene Lrr47). Lineage: Eukaryota; Metazoa; Arthropoda; Insecta; Diptera; Syrphidae. Bases 127 to 1350 code for a protein of 407 amino acids. The record is from RefSeq and is a predicted model, not a curated record. The transcript has a single exon. Gene Ontology annotation, molecular function: protein binding.
UCAAAAUUCUAUUGCUUAUAUUUUGCUCAAUUUUUUGAUAUAAAGUAAAACAAUAAAUUAAAUCAAAACAAAUCGUUUUUAUUUUAUUUAAAAUUCCAUUACUAAAACGCAAAUGCAGACAAUAAAAUGAAAAUUCUAUGUGAAACUCAAGUAUUCAAUCGUCAGACAAAUUUCAAUAAAACCAAAGCAGCUAAAGCAACCAUAGCAAUAGGAUUCCAUCCCACCAAAAAGGAAAAAACUCUAGAAAUAAUACAUUUUACUCCACAAAAUAAGAACGGAGUUCGCUAUAAAGUAAGCGAUAAUAUUGAGAAUAUGUUCACAAAGUUCAUAAACGAUGGCAAGGCCACAAUAUCAUUUAAAACCCCACCCGAGAAUCUCAUGAUCAAAUGUGACCCAAUCCAACUAAAGUCAUUUUUGCAGACCUUGAAAUUAGGACUGCAGGGGAAAUCAUCUGUGAAUUUGAAAAGCAAUAUAGCAGCUGCCACUGCAAUUCCUGUGAAAUCGCAGCCUCUGAUGAAGAUGGUAGUAACUAAGAGGGCAGAAUAUCCUUUGAAAGGAUUUCCCAGAUCUCUCAAAACACUCACAGUGAAUGGAAUAGGCCUGCACAAAGUUACAUUCGAGAUUUGUGGACUCACCAAUCUGACAGUUCUUAAACUAAAUGAUAACAGUAUUAAAACCAUUCCCAAGGAGUUCGGAAGACUACGACUAGUAGAACUCGAUCUGUCGAAUAAUGCUCUCGGUGAUGAUACAAAUUUUUGCUGGUUAAUGGGCUCUGAUUUGAAACGCACGCUUUACGAACUUGAUCUAAGCAACAACAAGCUACAGUAUUUCCCAAUUGAACUCAUAAAAUUGGAGAACCUUGUCACACUGAAACUCAACAAUAAUUCAAUCAAAAAAAUUCCCUUCGGCAUAAGGGGCAUGAAAAAUCUUCGCUAUCUGCAUUUGUCCACCAAUAAACUGGAAUCGUUGCCUUCCUCAAUUGACGAAGUGAGACUGGAAUUAUUAGAUGUCUGGGAAAAUAACUUCCAACCCAUAUGUGAAAAGACUGUCGAAGGCCGUCUAGCCACCACAAACAACCCACAACCUUUGUGGCUAAGUGCAGCUCAUGUUGUUUCUAACUCCCGGUUCCCGUUCAGCCCGAGAACUCUUCCAUCGAUUUUAGUCGAUCUAAUCUCACAAAGUCCUAAAUGUUUUUGUGGAAAAUUGUGCUAUGGUGAGCCGGUAUGGGAGCGCGCUAUCGAAGCAACUCUGGAUAACAUCAAGCAAUUGGUGUUCAGUCGUGAUCGUCUGAUUUAUGCAGACAUUGUUGUUUGUAGCGCUCUAUGUGCUUCGAAGAAAGCGAUUUUUUAGGUUUUAAGAAAGUUACACAUUUUUUUAGUUUAUUUAAAUUAUUUAAGCUGUUAGAUUUCAUAUCAAAAAUUAUUGUGAAAUAAAUAUAAAAUUAGGAUUUGUUAUAAAAUGAAAAAGUUGUGUUAUUU